Penicillium daleae is the source of this 2355-nucleotide messenger RNA. RefSeq lists its product as uncharacterized. Bases 1 to 2355 code for a protein of 784 amino acids. The record is from RefSeq and is a predicted model, not a curated record. Lineage: Eukaryota; Fungi; Ascomycota; Eurotiomycetes; Eurotiales; Aspergillaceae. The transcript has 9 exons.
AUGGAUCAAGAUCGCCUAGCGCGUGAUGCCAACCGGAGUAGUUAUACUUCAAGAUACGGCUCCGAGCCUGAUGACAAUAUUGAGAGAGGGGCAACUCGUCAAGCGCAGAAUGACAAAUCCGCUUCUACAGUCCCUUCACAGCCUAGACACAAAUUCCCAGAGGGAAACCUCAUUGACCUCGACAGUCCUCCUUCGUCGCCCCGAUCGAUUCCACCAGAACCCCAAGUACCCCAGCUCGAGCUAUCUGCCGAUGUACCUACAGCCCAGCCAACAACCCCACAGAGUCCUGAGACCCAGCGGGCAGGCUAUUCUACGUCGUUCCAAAGCCAGAGGGGCCGUGGCUACUCACCAUCUGGCCGCGUUCUCUCACAUAAUACUAAGACCAGAAGCACUCCCCCACCAAUUCGUCCCCCUUCAGCAAAAUCAAAAUGGCUCGCUGGUAUGGAGCCUGACUCUAUUGUGGUGUUAGGGGAUUACAUCGCAACCGAAGAUGUCUCCGUAGCCAGGCUAUUUGGGAAGGCUGCGGCAUUUCCUGGACGGGAGGAGUUAUUUGAGCAUGUUGGCCGGGAUACUGGCGCUUUUAUCCAGCCUCCAGUGGAGAGUGACACAGAACUUCUCAUAUGGGGAAACGACAGCCAGGUAGGAGCCGCGAAGAGGAUGCUCCAAGAUAGAGUGAUCAGGUACCGCGACGAGCAAUUGGCGGAAAGCGAUAGAUUACUCUCUCAAACUCGCCAAACAACAGCCCAGCGACCUUCAAGAUAUUCGCGCCACUCUCUCGGCACUGGACGCAAACCUGUGGAGUGGGACAAGAUCUCACCUUAUGACAGCGUUGAGAAGAUGAAACGCAAGCAAGAGAAAAUGGCAUUGGAGAUGCUUCGAAAAGAGCCCGAAGGAGCGGAGUGUAAUCACAAAUUAGUCUUUGUGUGGCCUACAGAUGGCCCUUCGCCCCAAGAGUGCUUGGGGAGGGAUCUUGAGACACUUGACAAUAUUCGUUCAGACCUGCAGGUUCACGCUUACUUGGACCCCGAGUACCCGACACACAUCGUUGUCACUAACAACGAAGGCUUCGAUACUGGAUCCGUUGUCCAGUUCCUUCGGGCAGCAUGGAAGGAGGGGAUGGGACAAACGGACCUGCACAUCAAGAAGCUCAUGCUUGCAGCAGUCGGCCACGAAUUUCUCGAGAAAGGUGUAAUCCUUGAAAAGCAUGGUCCUGUCGCAAAACCAUUCGUUUGGGAAUAUCCACUGCAAGGUGCAAAUGCUAGCGUUGAGGUGUUUGACAAUAAUAUGGAUGCUAUCCGUAUCUCGAAUUCCAACGAGAUUCUGCAGAAUAUGCGAAUCUCUCUUUCCAUGAUCAACUACUUCAAUGGCAAUCUGCGGAUGCGAUUUCAUUUCGGUACUUUUGUUCUGGACAGAUGCAGACUCCCGAAGAGAGAUGUGAGGUCCUUCAGCCUUGCUGAAUUCAGGGCCAUGAUCGAACAUGAUCACUGUCGAGGGCGAGUCGUGCCCGGAUUGAAGAUCGGGACGGAUGAAAUGUUGAAUCGACUUCGUCGUGCGGAUGAGCUCCUUGAGCCCAUUGGUCAGGUCCAGCCUCUUCAUAAGUUGGAGUUCAUGGAGCCUAACCACUCGGCCACUAUCGAGUUCGAUAAACGCCUCGGUUAUGAAUUCCGACUUGAGCUUUACCUCAAGAGGAUUAAGCGUGCCGGCGAAGUCGAAAUCAAAGGUCACCGUUGGUUCAAGGCAUACCCUGACGAAGACAAGACCCUGAGAAUGCCGUUACAGCUAGCCAUGGUGGACUUUGCUAAGGCUGACUGGCAGUGCAACAUCGAGUUCUUCGAGUUGGCUAACGAGAGAGACCUCCCCAAGACUCUGCGCGAGCUUGCAUCCAGUAUCAGAUUCACCAGUAGUGGCGACAGCCACCACUUCAUCUCCAAGGCUGCAAUGAAGAUCAUGAUUCCAAAAGAAACACCUGACGCCCGCAUUGUCAAAAAGUCCGCAAUUCGGUUCAAGGUCAAGGGAACUAACUUGAUCCUUGAGCUCGCUCGAUUCGACGUGUAUAGAAGGACCACCUUCUAUAAGUCACACUGGAGUGCCACUCUUUACAACCCUGCUUGGGAUUCACUCAUGGGAGGAGAGAUCGGCCCAGGCGGGAUUCAACCAUGCGGAGCAGGCCUAGAGACUUUCUUCCCGUCAACCGAAAGCGGCAAUGCACAGGAAGGGGACGGUCUGAUAGAUGUCUUGCGGGUUGUCCAUAGGAUUGCGGGGCUGAUGGGUGGCCCUGAGAUUGGCUUCAGUUCGACGGCCAGGGACGAGAGUAUGGCUGGAUUGAUUAACGUGGACCUAGGGACUCUGUUCUAA